Messenger RNA from Danaus plexippus (monarch butterfly), 2554 nucleotides. RefSeq lists its product as uncharacterized. Gene Ontology annotation, molecular function: oxidoreductase activity. Lineage: Eukaryota; Metazoa; Arthropoda; Insecta; Lepidoptera; Nymphalidae. Bases 44 to 901 code for a protein of 285 amino acids. The transcript has a single exon. The record is from RefSeq and is a predicted model, not a curated record.
UGAUAAGAGCGCGGGAUGCGAUGUCCUCUGAUAACGAUAAACUAUGUUUUCUGCUAGUAUUAGUUUAGCCGCUAUGGCUAACGUGGCUGUCGUCGUGGGCGCGUCUAGCAAUUUAGGCUAUCAAGUACUCAAGCAGUUGGGAAGUGCGUAUAAAGGAAAAAUAUAUUACACAACCGAAGAUGAAUCUACCGGCUACAGUAUAUAUGAAAACCUCAAAGAAUAUUCGCAUUUAGAAUAUUUUCGAGUAGAUUUAACAUAUACUAAGAGUAUUAUCAACUUCAGACAUCACAUACAGGAUCUCGAUGAGAGGAUAGAUCUCCUGAUAAACGUCACUGAUCACGUACCAGAGAAACAAUUGUCCUCCGUCGAUAAAGUGAGAAGAAUAUUAGCUGUAAAUUUCUAUGGAUAUAUUAAUUUUGGAAAACUGGUUUAUCCAUUGCUGACGAGAAAUGCGAGGGUGGUCAACGUGUCCGGACCUGCUGGUCUGCUAGCAACCAUUGAGAAUGAAGCAAUCAGAAAGAGAAUAAGCGAUCCUAAACUUACCGAAGACGAGCUAGUUGCGGUAUUACAGGAUUUUGAAGAAGCAGUCAAGAGAGGCAUACAGAAGACUGAAGGUUGGGGUCACAGCAUGCAUGCGGUUAGCAAGGUUGCUUUGGCAGCUGUGACAUUUCUUCAGCACAGAGAAUGGGCUGAUAAGGGAGUGAUUAUAAAUUGUGUGAAUCCAGGAAACGUUUCAAGUCGCGAACAUAGAAAAUCUACUAAAGCAUUUGAAGAAGGGGCCAAGACUAUUUUAUAUCUGGCACUAGAAGCGCCAUUGACUGUGAAGGGCAAUUUUGUGUGGAGUAACUACAAUGUUAUCGAAUGGAACAGUGAUCCUUUUUUAGAAGUAACUACUGUUUAAUCAAAAUACAGCGUUCUUGACUCAGUAAGAUGUAUGCAAAAGUAUAUUUGGAACAUUGUUUAAAAUAACAAAACUUAAACUGCCUACUAAGUAUUUAUGUCAGAUUUAAGAUAAGAUAUCUAAAUGUGGUAUGCGUUAUAAUAAAGUUAUAAUGUGAGAAAAGAUGUCUUCUUAUAUCUGUAUUUAUUAAAUUUGUUAUCUAAGUAAUGAUUACUUAAUUAAGUGUUGCAAAAAAUGUAUAAAACGUGAAUCGGAGGUUUAAAGCAGUGAUUAUUUGCAGAAAGUAAUUAAAUGAAAUCAUUUGAAAAUGUAUUGAAAUGCAUAUUUUUUAUUACAAAGAUAUUGCAAUAAUGCUAAAGGUAGAUAUUGCAACAGUGUUUUAUAUUUAAAUGAAUAUACAGACGGUAAUUAGAUAAGGAUUAUUUCUGAUAACUAUCAAAAAUUAUUUUGAAGAAUAUCUUACGUACAUGCUUAGAUGAUAAGGAAUUUUUGGUAGGACUAUCUAUGUUAUCUUUAUUGGGCGGCGUCUGAACUAUUUGUGUCAUUUCUUUGCAUUGCUCCUGAUUUCGAUUACUACGUGAUAUAAAAUUAUUACGCAACAUGCGAAUAAGUCGGUACAUAAAACAAUAAAAGUAAUUAAAAUCACAAAUCGAUAAAAUUUGAUAAACGUUUUCGCAGUCAAUACACAUUCACUCUCUUUAGUGUGAAAAAAAUGUAAUCGUAAUCAAAAAUCAAAAUCAACAUAUAGUAUAAAUUGAAUUGUUUCAAUCAUCAAAGAAUUAAAGGAGUCGUAAAUUUUUUACAGCCACCGUCACACUGUGACGAGUCGAGGCCAAGAUCACACAAACAAUAAAAAAAAGAAUACAGCUGAGAAUUGUUUUUUGUCAUAACUUAUGUUUGCUUGUAAUUAGUCUAACUGGCUGUAGAAGUGAAGAGCUGAAGCAAAUAAAUAUUAAAACAAGGGAUGACACAAUUAAAAAAAAUGUUUAUCACAUUUAGCAACAUGCUUGACAAUGUAUCACAGAAUAAAUUAAAAUUUAUUUAUCCGUUUGUCUUUGAUAUAAUGAACAAGUUCUAUGUUUCAUUACCAAAAAAAUCUCUUUUCUCAGCCAGAUAUGUUUAUAUUUUAAAACGACUCGAGAGUUAAUCAAAGCGCAACUUACCUAAAUGAAUCGUUUCAGCCAUAGCAAAGUCUAUCGGCUGAAAAUGCGACUCUUACCAAACUUUUGAACUUCGAUUAAUUAAGUUCUUAACUGGAAAAAGGUGAAAGGCCAUUCCUUACGACUUUCCAAUAUUGUAGAAAAUUUAUUAAUUCUACAAUAAGAGUAAAUAUAAAUAGUUUUCUAUAUUACUUAUUAUGGUAUAGUUUUUAACCUCCGACGGAUAGAAGGUGUUUUGUAUUUGAUGUCGCUCUCUGUGUAUCUGUCUGUCUCAUACGGAACUUCUGAACUCGAUACGGUUUCACAAUUGAAAGCUGAGACUAGCUUGCGAUGGUUUUAGCUACAUCUAGUUAAUCAAUCAGUCUGUGGAAGAGUAUCAGUUCUUUACAAAAUGAUGUAUUUUUGGCCUGCAAUUACACGCUAAGUUCCUUAUGUGUGCCAGAAUAAAAAACUAUCCAGUCGAAAUUAAAUAACAACUAAUUCGUUUUUUUAA